AUGCAAGACUUGUAUGUCCUUGCUCAGUUGCAGAGGUUUGCUCGUGGAAAGACAGUGAGAAAAAGAAGAGAUGUCUUGGGGACCCAGAGGAGAACUCAGUCCCUCCCCAGAGUUCCUUCCUCCCAACAGAAGGACUGUACUGAAGUGGCAGAAGACACAAACAACUGUGAUCAAGUACAUCACAGGAUACAACCUGAACAGAACACAGCAACUUUGAGCCACGGCACAAGGAGAAAGAUCCGGAGCCCAAGAAUAAAGUUGGACCAUGUGUUCCGGAGAGAGUAUCAGCUACAUGAGAGAGGAUCUCCAUCCCAGAGAGUAAAACACAGCAGCACCAGCUCUCAGGAAGAAGAGGAAACUCCUGGAAAAGCCUAUCAGCUUUAUACACUUUACAGGGAUAAAGAUGGACAGAUAAAGCAGGCUCCUGCGAAUGACUGUCAUUGUAAGCCCCUCAUUAAAACGCUGGAGAAUAAGCUGAAAGCCGCAAAGAUGGAGAUGAGGUCAGAAAUUCACACAGUCCAAGAGGAGAUGAACUGCAGGCUGGGCAGAAUAGAGCAAAAAAACAAGCAUCAGAUUAAAGUUCUUGAGAAACUCAUGCAGGAGCGUGUGUCAGCUGAGACAAUGGAGUGUCAUUAUCGAAUCAAUCAGAGAGCCACCCUGGAACGCUUGGCGGAUGAGAGAAAACAGGUAGCUGCUACCAAUGCUGUGAAAAGCUGGUGCAUGUCUAAGAUUCAGGAUCUUGACGUGCGAAUGCCUGCAGAGACACAAUACUACAAACUUCUGCACUCUCCAUCAGUGGAUCACUCUCUGGUGGACUCAGACCCCGAGGGUCUCCCACUGCUGUCACUUAUCUCUGAGGAGAGCUCCAGCUCACUGGCCACCUAUGUCAAUGUGUUACCCAGCCCAGGAGCAGAUGAUUAUCAUAACCUGUCAGCUCCUUCAGUGGUCAAACACAAACCUCUAUCACGGAAGCUGGUGGCUGCUGACCCCAAGUGGUACAGAGCAGAAGUGCAGGAGGUUGAUGUCUCAAAGUCCAGGUCAGACAAAAGGGAUGAACUGUGCGAUAGCACCGCCAGCAGCAGUCUGUCCACAUCCAGCAAGCGUUACAAUGACAGCGACACAGAACCAGCGCCCAGCCCGGCCUGGAAACACAGCAGGCACCUGAAGGAUUAAAGCACAUCACGCUCAAACCCAGCAGAACAACACCAUGAAGACCCUGGAGGUGUUUUCCCAGCGGCCCGUGGAGGCCACCUUCAUCCAAGAGCGGGCAAACUUACACGCCAUGGAGGUGACACAGCGUUUCUUUGAGACGGUCUCCACACAGCUGGAACGCUGGUAUGAGAGGAAGAUCCAGGAAGCGCAGAAGGUGGCAGAACAGAAAGCCAUGCAGGACAGAGCCAGUCUACUGGAGAAGAUCAACACACUGGAAGAAGAGCUACAGAAGCUUCGCACUAACACUAAUACAAACUCUUGACACAUACAGUACUAUCCCCAUAUACCUGGAUUCCACCUAAUAUGAAAGUCGUGGCAAUACAAAUGAGAUUGGAGCUUUGUAAACACUGAGUAAACUUACAGUAAUUUUAUUGUACUGUAGUAAAACACAGGGAUGCAAAACUAUUUUAAAAUUUAAAAGACUCCAAAUCAAAUUUUCAUUUUGACAAUGGCAGGAAUUAUUAUUAUAUGUAGGUUGUGGUUAUGCUAAUGGUACAACAGUGCUCUAUUAGCCAACUGAGUACAGUACUUCUUUGCUCAAUGUCAAGUCAUCCAGAAAUGAAAACUGUUAUCAUUUACUCGCCAUCUUGUCUUUCAAACAGGGUUGAGAAAGAUUCAGAAUCAAAGAAGUGCCUUCCUUUCACUGAGCUGGAAUGUGAAUUGAAUUGGCCCCACCCCACAAGAAGUUCUAUUGGAAUUUGAAUUGGAAAGACAGGAAGAGGAACUUGCUGAAUAGAGAUUCAAAGAAAUUUAAAUGUUGUUCCAUCCUUGUGAAAUAUAUAAAGUGAAUACUUUGUUUUCUAUAGUACAGUGAAAGUUUAUGAAGGCUGGUCUAUCAAAAAAAUAAAAAAUACAAAUAAAAUAAAUACAAAUAAUACAUUUCAGCUGACA
This is a messenger RNA of Sinocyclocheilus anshuiensis, 2103 nucleotides long. RefSeq names its product ankyrin repeat domain-containing protein 6-like. NCBI's taxonomy places the organism in Eukaryota, Metazoa, Chordata, Actinopteri, Cypriniformes, Cyprinidae. The transcript is spliced from 8 exons. Bases 1 to 1173 code for a protein of 390 amino acids. The record is from RefSeq and is a predicted model, not a curated record.